Scophthalmus maximus (turbot) is the source of this 1621-nucleotide messenger RNA. It is a transcript of the gene tekt2, whose product is annotated as tektin 2 (testicular). The coding region runs from base 163 to 1449 and encodes 428 amino acids. NCBI's taxonomy places the organism in Eukaryota, Metazoa, Chordata, Actinopteri, Pleuronectiformes, Scophthalmidae. Gene Ontology annotation, cellular component: microtubule cytoskeleton; nucleus. The transcript has 10 exons. The record is from RefSeq and is a predicted model, not a curated record. Gene Ontology annotation, biological process: cilium assembly; cilium movement involved in cell motility.
UUUUUUAAAGAAGAAGAAGAAAAAAAGAUAAAAGGUGGCUCGUUGCUAAGUGACGGGGGGGGGGGGGUUAGCUGUUGCUAUAGGAAACGUUGGUCCACAGUAACCAGCAGCUGUUCGAACUUUCUAGAUCUUUCCGCAGCAGCAGCAGCAGCAGCAGUAGGGAUGUCUGCACUUCCUGCCAAGCCCGGCCUUCGCCUCGGCGUGCCAGAGUGGAACAGCAACAACCAGCUGCUGGCUGCCACGGCUCAACACGAGCGGAGCGUUUCCAACGUGAUCCGACAAGAGGGCAGGUCGCUGCGCAACGAGACCAGCUGCCAGACCACCCACUACGAGAGUGACACCUCUCGCAAGUUGAGCGACCGGGUUUGGGAUGUUGCUCGAUGGAAGGGAGCAUUGGCAAGCUGUGCGAAGAAAGUGGAUGUCGAGAUGGAGGCUCUGACCUUGUGCAAAGAGCAGGCCGAGCAGGCCUUGGCCGCGACCGCCGUUCCUCUGGAGGUCAGCGCCGAGUGUCUGGCGCUGAGGGACGGGCGCCGCGGGUACGAGCUGGUCAUCGACCCCGUGGACGAGCAGCUGAGGAAAGAGGUGGAGCUGAUCGGUCGAGUGCAGAAGGUUCUGCAGCAGCACAUCGACACGGCCUUUGAACAGCUGUGCGUCUUGCAGGAGGCUCGGCAUCAGCUGACCGCCGACCUCCAGAACAAGAUGGACGCUCUUGACAUCGAUAUGUCCUGCCUGUCACUCACGAUAGAGUCACCUCAGAUCUCGCUGAAGAUCAACCCGACUCGCAUACCGUCCGGUUCCUGCACCCCCCUGGAGUGGGUCCAGUUCAGCCAGUAUAAUGUGGCCCGAGCCCAGGCGGCCAUGCAGGUGUCCCAGCAGAUGAGGGAGGACAUGACUCUCACCAGAGCCCAGCUGCAGAAUGAGUUGGAGACUCAGUGGAGCGCCACAGAGUUUGCUCUCCGCAAGCGCUAUCACCGCGAGGAGCAGGCCCGCGACGAGCUGGAGUGGCAAAUAAAAACUACGGAAGAUGAAAUGACGGAAAUGGAGAGCGACAUCUACGGACUGGACGCAGACCUGCAGGCGAAGACGGCCUGCAUGAAGCUGGCUCACACCAGACUGGAGAACAGGACCAGCAGACCCGGCAUGGACCUGUGCAGAGACGAGGUGCAACGCAGCCUUGUGAGUGAAGUCCAUCAGCUGCAGGCGACAAUCACGGCUCUGAAACUAAAGCUGUCUGACGCUCGGCACUCCCUGCAGAAGCUGAGGCUCCAUCACUCCCGCAUGCUGGAGGAUCUCUCCAGAAAGCGGGAAGCCUUGUCGUUGGAGCAGCGAAGCAUGAACACCCGCAUCCACCUCGCGUUGCCGUCCUGCACCGGCAAACUUCCGGUGCUGCUGCCGGUCCCGCUCACAAACUCCAGUGGGAGGAGCAACCUGCAGCUGCUGGCUCAGUAAGAAGACGGGUGUCCGAGGGGACGGGAUCGGAUUUGACAAAAUAAAUGAUGACGUUUUUUAGCUUUGACUUCCUGUUUUUAAAAAGCAAUGGACACCACCAUGUCCAUACUUAAAAUUCUGAGGUCUGGCUGGAGUUAAUAAAACUUACAAAAUUAAUUAAUCAUUUGCUGAA